Molecule: messenger RNA, 591 nt
Organism: Sphaeroforma arctica JP610
Lineage: Eukaryota; Ichthyosporea; Ichthyophonida
Exons: 4
Source: RefSeq, a predicted model, not a curated record
GUGCGUGUCAAAUGACAUCACUUUGGAUGCGCUGAGUGACCGCAUGUCUAAGCUCAACUACUACAAGAGUGGCUUUGGCUUCAUCUACGAAGUGGAGACCUUUGAUCUAAUAGCCACCAAUAAGAACAACACCCCCAUUGUCAAUGGAUCGGAUCGUAUCAUGAUCAACGAUACCAACAGCACAGACCUCAAUGAUGUGGGGCAGUUUAUUAUCCAGAUGAGCACCUACAACCCACAGGCACUGGUAGGCUAUCUGGACGCAGCCACGCCCAUCCCCUUCUACUACUCAGGCUACAUCAUCACCAUCGCCUACUACACGGCACCAGGCAUAGAGUGGGGAAUCGUGACGGCCAUCCCAAUGGAAGAUUUCACGGAGUCAUUUCUGAGUACUCUACUCGUCACCGGAGUGGUCAUCGCAUUUGUUCUGGCCCUGACGCUAGUCAUAUGCUUGUCAGUCAACCACAGUAUCUCGGGUCAACUGGCACGCAUCACCAAACAACUGAGCGAAUUCGCACGACUCGACUUCACAUCACGCGUGUCACAGAGUGGACUAAGACACCCCGUCAGGGAGAUUGCUCGAGUGUACCAGGC